AUGGAUUAAACUAAAGUCAAGAAAUCUGGAGGAUUCGAAUCCAUGGGAUUAAUCCCAGAGCUUUAUAGAGCUAUCAAGAGUCAGGGAUUCAAUGUUCCCACACCAAUCUAAAGAAAAGCAAUACCAUAAAUAUUGGCAGGACGUGACAUUGUGGCUUGCUCAAAAACAGGAUCUGGUAAAACAGCCGCCUUUCUGAUUCCCCUUAUUAAUAAGUUACAGAACCACAGCACAGUAGUUGGUAUUAGGGGAUUAAUUCUCCUCCCAACAAGAGAAUUGGCAUUGCAAAUUGCAUCAGUGUUAAAAGCCUUAUUAAAGUUCUCAGAUAUCCAAUACUCCAUAAUGGUUGGAGGUCAUGGUUUUGAAGGUUAAUUUGAGAGUUUGGCUUCAAAUCCUGACAUUUUAAUUUGUACUCCUGGAAGAGUGUUGCAACAUCUAUUGGAAGAUAGAUUGAAGUUAUCAAGAGUCUAAAUGGUAGUUUAUGACGAGGCUGAUUUUCUAUUUGAAAUGGGUUUGGCAGAUCAACUAAAAUAAAUCUUAACCCAUCUUCCUUCUUAAAAACAAUCAUUGAUGUUUUCUGCCACCAUUCCAGAGUAACUCAGUAUGUUCGCAUCUGUUGGACUAAAGGAUUACAUAUUUUGUAAAUUAGACAAAGAGUUUCAAUUGCCAGAUUCAAUGCAAUUGCAUUUUUUAUUUGCAGCUAAUGACCAAUAAGUUGAGUGCUCUCAUCUAUUUGAUUAGAUAACUCUAGGAUGA
Paramecium tetraurelia is the source of this 753-nucleotide messenger RNA. RefSeq lists its product as uncharacterized. The record is from RefSeq and is a predicted model, not a curated record. Gene Ontology annotation, molecular function: ATP binding; nucleic acid binding; RNA helicase activity. Lineage: Eukaryota; Ciliophora; Oligohymenophorea; Peniculida; Parameciidae. The transcript is spliced from 2 exons.